UCGGUGCCAGAGUAUUUGCCCGCUGGACAAAUGGGUUGUACUACAGAAGUUUCGUCAGUGAGUCCACUUCGUCGUCAGUCGCAGUAACUUAUGAUGACGGAGUUAAAGCUGCCCUUUCAAAGAAUGACAAAGCUGCCAUCAUCCUUGACAAGAUCCCAGAAGAGGACCAGGUCAAGAUAGACCAGAAGGUGAUUGGUUAUUGGCCAAGUGACGGGGAAUAUUACUUAGGAUAUAUCUCACAAUUAUGUGAUGACGGAAGCAAGUAUUUUACUAAGUUUGACGAUGGAGGUGAACGUUGUGAAGCGAUUUACGAGAUACGCACCGUUCCUUAG
This is a messenger RNA of Paramuricea clavata, 332 nucleotides long. Lineage: Eukaryota; Metazoa; Cnidaria; Anthozoa; Malacalcyonacea; Plexauridae. The record is from the annotation of a GenBank genome assembly.